Messenger RNA from Alnus glutinosa, 1780 nucleotides. RefSeq names its product metal transporter Nramp7.2-like. NCBI's taxonomy places the organism in Eukaryota, Viridiplantae, Streptophyta, Magnoliopsida, Fagales, Betulaceae. Gene Ontology annotation, biological process: metal ion transport. The record is from RefSeq and is a predicted model, not a curated record. Gene Ontology annotation, molecular function: manganese ion transmembrane transporter activity; cadmium ion transmembrane transporter activity. Gene Ontology annotation, cellular component: membrane. Bases 149 to 1684 code for a protein of 511 amino acids. The transcript has 12 exons.
GUGCUCAAUUAUUGUACCCUAUAGCACUAUAAUGCUGAUCGAUCUCCCUUAAGCAUUUGUCUUUUUAAAUAGGAUAUAUAGCUAGAGAUCGAUAACUAGUUUUGGGAAAUAGACGGGGUCAGGAGCUAGAAGACAGCAAGAUUGAAACAUGGCUCUAGUUCGUGUACAAGAGACCCCUAUAUGGAAGACAUUUUUGGCUUUUGUAGGACCUGGUUUUCUCGUUUGCGUUGCCUAUCUUGAUCCCGGAAACUUGCAGACAGAUUUACAAGCUGGUGCGGACCAUAAAUACGAGUUGCUAUGGAUCGUGCUAGUUGGGCUGACCUUUGCUUUGAUAAUCCAGUCUCGUUCUGCAAAUUUAGGGGUGGCUACAGGAAAGCAUCUUGCUGAGCAUUGCAAGGCAGAGUACCCAACUCCAGUGAAUUACUGCCUGUGGAUACUUGCUGAGGUUGCCGUGAUAGCUUGCGAUCUCCCAGAAGUGAUAGGAACGGCAUUUGCUCUCAACAUACUCCUUAAAAUACCCAUGUGGAGUGGGGUCCUGCUGGCUGGAUUGAAUACUCUUCUCCUCCUUGGACUGCAACGAUAUGGUAUAAGGAAGCUGGAAGUUGUCAUUGGUAUGCUAGUAAUGAUAGUGGGUGGUUGCUUCUUGGCUGUACUGAUACACGCCAGACCUAGUCCAAAGGAGAUCCUGACCGGAAUGUUUGUUCCCAAGUUGAAGCGGAAAGGGGCCACCUCAGAUGCCAUAGCUCUUUUAGGAGCUCUCAUCAUGCCGCACAAUCUUUUUCUUCAUUCAGCAUUGGUCUUAUCAAGAAAAAUCCCUCGCACAUAUGAUGACAUCAGGCGUGCAAGCAAGCACUUUUUGAUAGAAAGCGGGCUAGCGUUGUUUCUAUCGUUCAUCAUCAAUGUGGCAAUCGUAUCUGUUACUGGUAGCAUUUGCUCCGAUCCAAAUAUCUCUUUAGAAAACAGGGCUCAUUGCAAGAAUAUCACUCUGAAUUCUGCCGCUUUCUUGUUUAAGAAUGCCCUUGGCAACUGGAGUUCGAAGUUAUAUGCCAUAUCCUUGCUUGCUUCUGGUCAGAGUUCAACUGUUGCAGGAACCUAUGCUGGCCAGUACAUUAUGCAGGGUUUCUUAGAUUUGAAGAUGAAGCUCUGGUUGAGAAACUUACUGACUAGGUGCAUAGCCAUCGCUCCAGGUUUAGUGGCAUGCAUCCUAGGCGGAUCUCGGGGAGCUGCAAAACUUAUCAUUGUUGCUUCUAUGAUCUUAUCAUUCGAGCUGCCGUUCGCAUUGGUUCCUCUCCUCAGGUUCACCAGCAGUGAAGCCAAGAUGGGUCUCCACAAGAACCCAACAGUAAUAAAUCUUGUCUCAUGGCUACUGUGCUGUUGCUUGAUUGGGAUCAACCUAUAUUUCUUGAGUACGACUUUGAUCGGAUGGAUAAUGAUGAGUAACCAGAUGCCGAAGAUCGGAUCGAUCCUCACAGGAGUACUAGCUUUUAUAACAAUGUUGCUUUACGUAUCCUUGUUGACAUACUUGAUAUUGAAAAGAGAGAAAUCUGCUGCAAGCAGCCCCACUGACGUGGCGAUGGAAAGAAUUAACAGAACCAGUGGAUCCAGGGACGAGAGGGGUUCAGAUUUGAGAAGCAACGUCCAGAGAACCAAUGAGUUUGAGUCGGAUCACAUUAUCCGUGUAUAAUCCUAGUUUACAAGGCUUUCUGAAUAAAUUCCUUACAUUCUCUCGUUUUGCCCUUGUAGCACAUAAAUAAAUUCCUUAUGGUGUUGUGAUCUUUAA